AUGUUCGGAGCAGCCCAAACCGCUUCCGAACCUCCCAAAUCCACCAUCAAAUUCCUCUGCAGUUACGGCGGUAGAAUCUUCCCUCGCUACCCCGAUGGCAAGCUCCGCUACCUUGGAGGCCACACCCGCGUCCUCGCCGUCGACCGCUCUAUUCCCUUCUCCGAGCUACUGCUGAAGCUGGAAGAUCUAUGCGGCGCCUCCGUGAGGCACCUCCGCUGCCAAUUACCCUCAGAAGACCUCGACGCUCUCGUCUCCAUCACAUCCGACGAAGAUCUCACCAACCUCAUCGAGGAAUACGACCGCGUUUCCUCGCUCAAGAUCAGAGCCUUCCUCUCGCCGCCCACGCCGCCGAGAUCUCCGAAAAACACUUCCAUUCCUCCAUCGAAAUCGGCCUCCUUGUCUUCCUCCUCGGCCUCAUCUUCCUCAUCGUCUUCGUCGUAUUGCAGCGGUAACGGCGGCGCUGGUCGAAGUUACAGAACUUCGGCGCCGGCGGCUGACCGCUGUGUCCAUCAGAUGUCGCCGGCGCCGUCGUAUCCGGUCGCCCUGGAGAAAUCAAAAUCCUCUGGAAGGAAUAUGCCUCUGCGGCGGUACGGCUACCACGGGAGUGGUGGCCAGGUUUACCUAAUCCACAACGGGAAUCACUGGCAAUAG
Molecule: messenger RNA, 651 nt
Organism: Sphenostylis stenocarpa
Lineage: Eukaryota; Viridiplantae; Streptophyta; Magnoliopsida; Fabales; Fabaceae
Source: the annotation of a GenBank genome assembly